AAAGUCGGUGCCGUAGACUCGUAGAAACCUUCCUUCCAGCUCAAAUCACGUCAACCAAAAAAUCUUUAAAAAGCGGUCUUCUCCAAAAGCUCUACCAAGCCACUGUCUGCAACUCCACCCAAAGACCCAACCUUUAAUCCCUUCUGCUCACUCCAACCCCACACUUUCUCUCUCUCUAAACACCUCACCCCUAAACCCCACAUCCUUCAAUCUCCGACCCAUCGAAAAACGAACCAGAAACAAUCACCUGGUUUCUUCUGAUGGGUUCGGAUUUGACUCCCGUGAAAUCCACUCCGAUUCCGACCCACGACGAAGACUCGCGGUCGCGGAGCCCAUCUGCGGCGCUGCUCUCUUUCAACACCGACCCCUCCGCCUCUCCGACCCCAUCGUCUUCCCCUUCUCACAAACCCAGCACCACCGUCAUCUUCAUCUCUCUCCUCCUCACCACCUGCGUUGCUCUCUCCGCCGCCUUCGCCUUCGCCUUUCUAUUCUUCUCCAACUCACCGAAAUCCGCGCCCGUCUACGAGUCCUCGUCACUGGAAUACAAGGCUCGAGCUUUGAGAAAACUCGAUCAUCCGGUUGUUCUGUUGGUUUCCUCGGAUGGGUUUCGAUUCGGGUACCAGUUCAAGGCGCCGACGCCGAAUAUCCGCCGCCUCAUCGCCAACGGGACGGAGGCGGAAGAGGGUUUGAUUCCGGUGUUUCCAACUCUGACAUUUCCUAACCAUUACUCAAUUGUCACAGGUCUUUACCCUGCUUACCAUGGAAUUGUCGACAACCACUUUGUGGACCCGCACACAGGGGAGUCCUUCACCAUGAGAAGCCACGAGUCCAAGUGGUGGCUCGGCGAGCCGCUGUGGGAGACGGUGGCGAAUCAUGGUUUGAAGGCUGCCACUUACUUCUGGCCGGGUUCUGAGGUAAUUAAAGGUUCUUGGACUUGCCCUGAUAAGCUUUGUAUGCAGUAUAAUGGCUCUGUUCCUUUCGAACAACGGGUUGAUGCCGUUUUGAAUUACUUUGAUAUGCCUAGUAGUGAAAUUCCUGUGUUUAUGACUCUGUACUUCGAGGAUCCCGAUCAUCAGGGUCACCAGGUCGGGCCUGACGAUCGGGAGAUUACUGAAGCUGUUGCUGGAAUUGAUAAAAUGAUUGGGAGGUUGAUUGAAGGUUUAGAGAAAAAAGGUGUUUUCGAGGAUGUUACUAUAAUUUUGGUGGGUGAUCAUGGGAUGGUUGGUACAUGCGAUAAAAAGCUAAUUUAUUUAAGUGAUUUGGCCCCUUGGAUUGAAAUUCCUAAUGAUUGGGUCCAGUCACUUACUCCAUUGCUCGCCAUUCGUCCACCUUCAGGUGUUGAUCCUGUGAGUGUUGUUGAGAAGAUGAAUGAAGGGUUGAAAUCGGGCAAGGUUGAGAAUGGGAAGAAUUUGAGAGUGUAUCUUAAGGAGGAGCUUCCUAGUCGGCUCCAUUAUGCAGCGAGUGAUCGAAUUACGCCUAUAGUAGGGUUGGUUGAAGAGGGAUUUAAGGUAGAACAAAAGAGGACGAAAGGGAGAGAGUGUGGAGGUGCACACGGUUAUGACAAUGCUUUUUUCUCCAUGCGGACCAUAUUUGUUGGGCAUGGUCCUCGGUUUGAAAGAGGUCGCAAGGUUCCUAGUUUUGAAAAUGUCCACAUAUACAAUUUGGUCACAACGAUUCUCAAUAUUCAGGGUGCUCCUAACAAUGGAUCUGCGUCAUUUCCAAAGUCUGUUCUUUUGCCUGCUCCGUGAUGACCACGCAAAGUGUAUCCCCGUGGAGUCAGCUUAGUGAAGUUUGAGUGGUGGUUGGAGAGAUUUCGCUAUUAUGAUCCAGCAUUGCAGAAGGGUAGCAGUAUUAGUUAUUUCAUGAUCCGGGAGCUCACUCGUAGCGACAUCUUAGUCUCCCUGUCAACGUCGUUCUUCUGUCUAUUCAUUACAUGUAAUAAAUAAAAGCUGUACCAUGAAAAGGAUCCGCCUUUUAAAUGUUGAGUUGUAGAUUUGUAGUUCCGUAAA
This is a messenger RNA of Malus domestica (apple), 2009 nucleotides long. RefSeq lists its product as uncharacterized. NCBI's taxonomy places the organism in Eukaryota, Viridiplantae, Streptophyta, Magnoliopsida, Rosales, Rosaceae. Gene Ontology annotation, cellular component: vacuole. The record is from RefSeq and is a predicted model, not a curated record.